Messenger RNA from Panicum virgatum (switchgrass), 2044 nucleotides. Its product is annotated as protein NRT1/ PTR FAMILY 5.10-like. Gene Ontology annotation, molecular function: transmembrane transporter activity. Lineage: Eukaryota; Viridiplantae; Streptophyta; Magnoliopsida; Poales; Poaceae. The transcript has 3 exons. The record is from RefSeq and is a predicted model, not a curated record. Gene Ontology annotation, cellular component: membrane. The coding region runs from base 91 to 1686 and encodes 531 amino acids. Gene Ontology annotation, biological process: transmembrane transport.
CCCAAAAAAUAUCCUUCCAUUCCAUCCAAUCCACGGACCUGUCGUGGACUUGUCUAGGCAGGCGGGCGGGGAGGGAGGUCUCCGUCGGCCAUGUCCAUGGACCCCGCCGACCGCAUGCUGGCGGAUCCCCUCCUCCUCCCCCUCCCAGCGGCGGCCAAGCAGGUGCUCGCCGGCGUCACCGACUACCGCGGCCGCCCCGUCACCCGCGGGGCCUCUGGGGGAUGGCGAUCCGCGCUCUUCGUAGUGGCCGUGGAGAUCGCCGGCAGCUUCGCCUACUUCGGCAUCUCCGCCAACCUCAUCACCUACCUGACGGGGCCCCUGGGCCAGUCCAACGCCUCCGCCGCCGCCGCCGUCAACGCCUGGUCGGGGACGGCAAGCCUCAUGCCCCUGCUCGGCGCAUUCCUCGCGGACGCAUACCUGGGCCGAUACAGAUCAAUCAUCCUCGCAUGCUCACUCUACGUCCUGGGGUUUGGCAUGCUGACUCUGUCGUCCACGGUGCCUCCGCUGCGCCCUGCUGCCUCCUCGCACUUGCCCAGCGGCAGCAGCCGGCCACCGCCUCAGGCCCUGCAGGUGGCCUUCUUCUACGUCUCCCUCUACCUCAUCGCCCUCGCCCAGGGCGCCGACAAGCCCUGCGGCCUCGCCUUCGCCGCCGACCAGUUCGACGCCAACCACCCCGCCGAGCGCGCCUCCCGGGCCUCCCUCUUCAACUGGUGGUUCUUCUGCAUGGCCAUCGGCAUCUCCGUCGCCGUCUCCGUCGUCGGAUACAUCCAGGACAACGUCGGCUGGGGCGUCGGCUUCGGAGUCCCCUGCGCCAUCGUGCUCGCUGCAUUCGCCGUCUUCCUCAUGGGCACCCCCACCUACCGCCUCUACCAACACAAGAAGAAGCAGCCACCAAAGGAGGAGGAGGAGGAGGAGCAGCAGCAGCAGCAGAACAAGGCCAUGGCCAGCAGCGCGCUCCGCCGGCUUCUCCCCAUCUGGGCCACCAGCCUCGCCUACGGCGUCGUGUACGCGCAGAUCAUGACCCUCUUCAACAAGCAGGGCCGCACCCUGGACCGCCGCAUCGUGGGAGCCAUCCAGCUCCCGCCCGCCGCGCUGCAGACGCUCGGCCCCGCCAGCAUCCUGCUCUUCGUCCCCGUCUACGACUGCGCCAUCGUGCCGGCGCUCCGCUGGGCCACCGGCAACCCCUCCGGACUGACCAUGCUGCAGCGCGUUGGCGCCGGCAUGGCCACGUCCCUGGCCGCGGUGUCCGUCGCCGCGCUCGUGGAGGCGCGCCGCCUCGCCACGGCGCGGGAGCACGGCCUGGUGGACCAGCCGGGGGUCACCGUGCCCAUGACCUGGGCAUGGAUGGUGCCGCAGUACGCCAUGAUGGGGGUGGCCGACGUGCUCGCCGUCGUCGGCCUGCAGGAGCUCUUCUACGACCAGAUGCCCGACGGCCUCCGCAGCCUGGGGCUGGCGCUCUACCUCAGCGUCAUGGGCAUAGGGGGAUUCAUCAGCAGCCUGCUCAUCUCCAUCAUCGACGGCAUCACAUCCAGGGGCGGCCGGGACAGCUGGUUCGCGGACAACCUCAACCGCGCGCACCUCGACUACUUCUACUGGCUGCUCGCGGGGAUCAGCGCCCUGGAGCUCGUGCUCUACCUAGGCUUCGCAAGAUCCUACGUUUACAACCACCAACACCUAGCUACCUAGGCUUCGCAAGAUCCUGCGUUCGGCUGCUCUUCUCCCCUCCAGCGCUAUAGUAAUUUCCUCUCGCACCACUCCAGCUACUAGCUCCAGCUCCAACCAGCCCAACAGUAUUUUUCUCUCAUCCCAUUCCAGCUCCAGCCUCCAGCUCCAGCCUCCAGCUCCAGCCUGCCGAACGCGGUUGCUAGUGUGGUGUCGUGUGUAACGAACGAACGGUGCGUGGGUGUAAAUAACAAACAAAACCAUUCAUCAUUCAUCAACCACACUGUCUGUCUCAGCUGUGUACUGCUACUACUGCUCUUCGAUCGAUCGAUGGUUUCAUGUAGUCACAGCUAGAGCAUCAUAUAGAACAGAUCUUAGAUCC